UUCACAUCACAAUAUUAUUUUGUUUAACCUGAUAACCUCACCUUUCUGACAUACGUUACUAAAACGUUGCCGGCUUCAUUAUAUUGUGUCAUUUUUGAAUUGUUACCUUAAAUUUCAACUGUGCAAAAUGUCUUACAAAGUUCCGAAAGUGCAAAAGGUUAUGGUACAACCAAUAAACCUUAUAUUCAGAUUCCUUCAAAACCGUUCGAGAGUUGAAGUGUGGCUCUACGAAAACGCACGAAUGAAGAUAGAAGGACACAUUGUGGGUUUCGAUGAGUACAUGAAUUUGGUUCUGGAUGAAGCAGAGGAGGUUUAUGAGAAAACUGGCAGAAGGAGGAAGCUUGGAAGAAUCAUGCUGAAAGGUGAAAACAUUACGCUAAUUCAGAAUGUCCACCCUGAAGCAGUUUCACUGAAUUAGUCUAACCCAGACCCAGGCUCUACACUAAACUUAACUAUAUUUUACUUGGACUUCAGGUGAACAGUUGAACUAUCGAACUCUGUGUUUAGUGUUGGACAGUACAUAUUUGUAUGUGUUGAAUGUUAGAUUAAAAGACGUUGAAGUCAUUUUAAAGCUGUAGCAAAACAGGUAACAAUUAUAAUGAUGAUUUGAAUAGGCUAGCCUAGUGAAUUUUUUUUGUGUGUAAUUAUUUUUACAUCCCAGGCAGGCUCAACCCAACGGGCGAGCAGGGAGACUAGCUCGCUCAUCAUAUCCCUAAGUUAACAGUUUCCUUAAAGGCUUUAUGUUUUACGUUACUUAAGUAGGGUAACCUCAGAGCUAAGCCUACUGUACAGGCUCUAAGGCCUAGGCCUAACCAGAAAUUACUUCACCAUUCCAAGUUAGAACUAGGCCUAAAUUAUUCACAAAAAUGUUAUGUUAGGUUGACCUUAACUUAGUUUUUUUACAAUAAAAAUGAUUAAGACUUAAA
Messenger RNA from Macrosteles quadrilineatus (aster leafhopper), 926 nucleotides. Its product is annotated as probable small nuclear ribonucleoprotein E. The transcript has a single exon. The coding region runs from base 128 to 418 and encodes 96 amino acids. The record is from RefSeq and is a predicted model, not a curated record. Gene Ontology annotation, molecular function: RNA binding. Gene Ontology annotation, biological process: spliceosomal snRNP assembly; mRNA splicing, via spliceosome. Lineage: Eukaryota; Metazoa; Arthropoda; Insecta; Hemiptera; Cicadellidae. Gene Ontology annotation, cellular component: U1 snRNP; U4/U6 x U5 tri-snRNP complex; U2 snRNP.